UGAAAAAUCACAUUUCUGAAUCUAACAUUCUCUUCUCUCAAAAUUUUCGAUUUGAUAUUCAGAAUGCCGCCUUCUUCUGAUUACUGCCAUUGCAGAUGCGGAACUCGAGUUGCAUUCCUCAAAGAUUACAUUUCAACGAAUGAUGAGCUAAACUUCGAGAACAAAGGGAUCUUUACUGAUAUGUUUAAUGUUGAAGUACCAGAGAAUGAUGAGUCAUAUCAUCAAGUAGUAGAUGGCAAAACCCUAGUCGAUACUUUCUGUUGCAACUGUAGGAACCGGCUCGGGAGGAAAUUUAUUGCAGUUCCACAAGGCUGUCGUUUUGAACAAGGACAAUUCUUGGUGAUAUUGAAUAAGCUUAGUUACACUAAUGGCCACGACUUAGAUCCUUAUGAGGAAGAUCUUGAUCAAGAUGGAGAGGUAAAUGUUGAUCAAGCUGGAGGCCCUAAUGAUGAUAAUCAAGAUGGAGGCCCUAAUGUUGAUAAUCAAGAUGGAGGCCGUAAUGAUGAUAAUCAAGACGAAGGCGCUAAUGAGGAAAAUGCAGCUGAUAAUCAACUCUUAGUUCCUAAUAAUGGGCAUAUUGGUCGAAAUGGAAACAUUUGAACCAAUUACUGAUGAAAAUGCAGGGAUGAAUAGCUUGAUGAUUUACGAAAAUAUACACUUGCACUGAGUGCAGUCACUAGAUCAGUUCAUAACUAUGUGAUAUUCAGCUUUCUGUUUUGGUUUUGGGAUUACAGUAGUACAUAUUAUUACUACUUCGAAAAGCAAUUGAGACUCUUAACAUUUUACAUAUUAGAGCUCAGGUACUUCCAUUCUGUAUAUGCUGCUGCUUAGUUUGUCUUUAAU
Molecule: messenger RNA, 843 nt
Organism: Solanum pennellii
Lineage: Eukaryota; Viridiplantae; Streptophyta; Magnoliopsida; Solanales; Solanaceae
Exons: 5
Coding region: 64-600 (178 amino acids)
Source: RefSeq, a predicted model, not a curated record